Messenger RNA from Cucumis sativus (cucumber), 312 nucleotides. RefSeq lists its product as uncharacterized. The transcript is spliced from 2 exons. The record is from RefSeq and is a predicted model, not a curated record. The coding region runs from base 1 to 312 and encodes 103 amino acids. NCBI's taxonomy places the organism in Eukaryota, Viridiplantae, Streptophyta, Magnoliopsida, Cucurbitales, Cucurbitaceae.
AUGGAGAUUGUUGUAUCAGCUGUUCUGUUAGUGGUUGGAAUUGCUGUUUUAGUUGUAAUUCAUGUUUGUAUUGUUGGGAGAGCUUUAAGAGAAGAAGGAAUUUGGAGAAGUGAUAAUAAUAAUAAUAACAAUAGUUAUGGAAUGAAGAGGUUUUCAAAUGAAGAUUUGGAGAAGAUUCCUUGUUAUGAGUACAGCAACAAACUGGAGGAUUUUGAAAUGGAAUAUUCUUGGCUUUUGAACAAACCCAUUUGCCCAAUUUGUAGAACUUUUGCUGCUGUUCUUCCCAAAAUUUCAUUGAUUCAAUUGAAUUGA